Tribolium madens (black flour beetle) is the source of this 2626-nucleotide messenger RNA. RefSeq names its product serologically defined colon cancer antigen 8 homolog. The transcript has 12 exons. Lineage: Eukaryota; Metazoa; Arthropoda; Insecta; Coleoptera; Tenebrionidae. Gene Ontology annotation, cellular component: centrosome; centriole. The record is from RefSeq and is a predicted model, not a curated record. The coding region runs from base 1 to 2421 and encodes 806 amino acids. Gene Ontology annotation, biological process: establishment of cell polarity; neuron migration; centrosome cycle.
AUGUCAUACACAAUGUAUAACACUCCAACAAGUAAAAAACAAAAACCUACAACAAGUUACUUGGUUAGACCAAGAUUAGGUGCCAUCAGAGGUAUUUAUUCAAGUAAACCAAUGUCGUCUUAUUGUCAAGACAAAAAGAAAAAACUCAAGAAAUCUCUCGGCAAAAUGGAAUACAAGAAAAAGCCAGAUUAUGCCGACACUGCGUAUCGCGAAGCAGUUGGAAGACUCCGAAUUCUGCUAGCAGAAAGCUACACUCCAAUCAAAAGACCUCUAAGAGAAUUAGACAGUGCUGGGGAAGACACCGACAACCAAUCUCUCAUAAGUGCCACUAGUCGCACCUCGAAAGGAUAUCGUCCUUAUUAUCAGUACCUUACAAUGCCCCCAAAACGGUACUAUUACCCUUCCAUAAGACCCACAAGUGUGCUACCGCCAGAAACGGAAAAAACUGUCAUAAACGCACCAAAAUUUGAAAGCAGUUCUGCGCCACCAGAAUUAAUGUCUUUUAUAGAGAAACAAGAGGAGUAUAUUGAGCAACUUGAGAAAGAAUCCAGAUUUUGCAGGGAUGAACUUUCCUGUUUGUUAAGCAAAGUCAAAGAUGUCAUAAGCGAAAAUGAGAAUCUGCACGAAAAACAGAAAUCGAAUCUAAUGAAGUCAGUUUUUAGUCACUUAGAGACGGAAACGGAAACCGAAACUGAAGGGGAUUUAGCCCAAAAGAUCUCGCUCUCGCCUAAAAAAUCAAAAAAAUCGCGAGUCCUAGAAGGCCCCACAAUCGUUUUUGAGUCAAGAAUUUCUGAGCUAGAAGCCCAACUAACCCAAGCAAAAAUCGACCUGAGAAAAGCUCUGGAAGAAAACGACAACUACAAGAAAAAAAUUGCCGAUGGUUCGAUUUUCGAUGGAUUUGGUUUCGAGCAUUACAAAAAACAAAUUGAUUCGUUGCAGAGAGAAAAGGAUCUCUUGCAGGAGACCAUCUCCAAACUUCAAGCCGCUUUGUCCAAAGUUCGCGACAAAGAAAACGACACUUGUGAUCAAGUUAAGCGAAGUUUGGACGUGGCAGAACAAGCCCAAUACGAAAAAAAUGCCGCGGAACUUGAAAUUCGAAGACUGAAAGACGAAUUGGACCGGCAACAUGCUAAACUCAGAGAUGCGAUUUCAGAUCAAAGUCGACGAAUCUCAGAUGAGAGAAGUGCUGUUGAACGUCGAUAUACACAACAAAUCGAGCAAUUGACAGCCGAAUUGGGGGUCCAAUGGGAAACCACAAACAAACUCCAAUUGGAGUUGGAUAAGCAACGGAGGGAAAACGCAGAUUUGAGGAGGGAAAUCGCCCAGAAGGAGGCCCUGCUCGACGGCAUGCGAAAAGACAUGCAAAAUAAAAUAAUGACUCUGCAGUCGGACAUUGGGGUCAACGGGGCCGAGAAAAGCGCCCUAGAGCAACAAAUUGCAACUCUUCAGAUGACCAAUGAGAGGAAUGAGAGACAAUCAAAGCAGGAAAUCGGGCGUUUGCAGGCCGAAAUGCAGUCUUUGAGACAGAGAUUGGAUCGAGCAGAUGCUGACCUCAUUCACAGCAGGAGGGAGAAUAUUCGACUUACUGAGCAAGUGGCUUCCUUGGAAAAAGAAAUUAAGCUUAACUCUGCGUUAAGCGAAGAGAAGAGCAAGCAGUCCAGUGGCGAAGUCCUGGCUCUCCCUCCUCCCCAACAAGACAAGCAACUGUCUUCCCUGAUCCAAGACGUGGAGUCUAAACACGCGGCUACUGUAGCCGAACUCGAAGGCAUGAUCCAUUCCCAAAAUCAACUCAUGGACAAAUUGUCAACCGAAUGUCACACUCUUACCCAGAAACUGGAAGACGCCAGCGCAAGGCAUAAGGAGGAAAUACGGGAACUACAAACUAGCCUAAGUCGCUUAAAUAGUAGAUUAAAUCAGUCUCAAAUUAACUCCUCCAGUCUCAAAGAUGAGGACUCUAAUUCCCUUAGCAAUCAAAGACCUGCACCACCAAAUUUAAGCCGUUCCAAUAGCCGAUCAUCUGUUAAACCAGACCCAAUUUUAUCAAGGCAUAACAGCGAAGACAAAACACCAUCACUUCAAAACGUUUCCGAGAGAGAAUACAUUCCAGAAGAUUAUUCAGCUGAUCCGAAUCAACAGUACGAAAUGGAUCCGAAUCAACAGUACGAAAUGGAUCCGAAUCAGAUGUAUGCAACUGAUCCGAAUCAGCAGUACGAAAUGGAUCCAAAUGCGCAAUAUGAUGAGUCUUACGGACAAUACAAUGAUCCUAAUGUACAAUAUGUUGAGGAUCCAAAUCAACAGUAUCCGAAUCAAGAACAACAAGAGUAUGUGACUGAUCCGAAUAAUCCGGAUCAACAGGGGUUAUCAAAUGUGCAAUAUUCAAAUGAUCCGAAUCAGUAUUCCGAUCAACAACAAUAUCAGUAAAACAUCAGAGUUGGUGGUGGUGUUUUGGAAAAACUACAAUGUUGCAAUGUUUCGCAAAUUGGAAAAUAAAAAUAAUAAUAACAAUACAAAUAGUAUAUUCGCUUCCAAUAUCAGAGAAAAGCAACACAUGUUAUAAAUAAUUAGUGUAACUUAGAUCUUAUUAUUUUAUACUCUCUUGUUUGUAUACCUUGUAAGAAUUUAUAGA